GGGGCGGGGCGAGCGGCGGGCGGCACUGGGCCAGCCAAGUUGGAGCGCGCCCCGCCCGGCGCCCUCCCCGUCCCCGCGCCCUGGCGGCCGGGGCGCGCCACCCGCAGCUCCACGCGCGCCGGGGCCGCACUGGGGAGGGCGCGCGGCCGGGCGGCGACCGGAGAGGAGCUCAGGGCGGCGGAGGUGAUGACGGCGGCGGCAUGGAGUUCCCUGAGCACGGCGGACGGCUGCUGGGCCGCCUGAGGCAGCAGCGCGAGCUGGGCUUCCUGUGCGACUGCACCGUGCUGGUGGGCGACGCGCGCUUCCCGGCCCACCGUGCCGUGCUGGCCGCGUGCAGCGUCUACUUCCAUCUUUUCUACAGGGACCGGCCCGCGGGUAGUCGCGACACGGUGCGGCUUAACGGCGACAUCGUCACGGCGCCCGCCUUCGGCCGCCUACUGGACUUCAUGUACGAGGGCCGCCUGGACUUGCGCAGCCUGCCUGUCGAGGACGUCCUGGCGGCCGCCAGCUACCUGCACAUGUAUGACAUCGUCAAGGUCUGCAGGGGCAGGCUCCGGGAGAAAGACCGAAGGCUGGACCCGGGGAACCCUGCCCCUGGGGCAGAGCGUGCUCAGCCACCGUGCACCUGGCCUGUCUGGACCGCUGACCUCUGCCCAGCUGCCCAGAAGGCCAAGCUCCCCCCAGUUGGGGUCAAGGCUGCCCUCCCUCCUCGAGCAUCUGGGCCUCCUUCCUGCCAGGUCCCAGAAGAGUCAGACCAGGCCCUGGACCUAUCACUGAAGCCUGGCCCAAGGCAGGAGCGGGUCCACCCACCCUGCAUCUUCCAGGCACCCCUCUGCGGCCGGAUGCAGCCAGGGGUCCAGCCACUGGUGAAGGAUGAGCGGGACUCAUUGUCGGAACAGGAAAAUAGCAGCAGCUCUAGGAGCCCCCAUAGCCCCCCGAAGUCACCUCCUGUUCCCGCAGCCAAGGACCUGGUGGUGGGCUUGCGGCCGCUGCCUGUCAGCGGGGAUGGCAGCCGGGAGCUGGAGCUGGAUCUGGAUGCAGGGCGGGUGGCAAGUGAGGACGAGCUGGGGCCUGGCGGGCCCCUCUGCAUCUGCCCGCUGUGCAGCAAGCUGUUCCCCAGCUCCCACACGCUGCAGCUGCACCUUAGCGCCCACUUCCGUGAGCGGGACAGCACACGAACCCGGCUCUCCCCGGACGGCACGGCACCCACCUGCCCGCUCUGCGGGAAGACCUUCUCGUGCACAUACACGCUGAAGAGGCAUGAGCGCACACACUCGGGUGAGAAGCCCUACACGUGUGUGCAGUGUGGCAAAAGUUUUCAGUACUCCCACAACCUCAGCCGGCACGCCGUCGUGCACACUCGCGAGAAGCCGCAUGCCUGCCGGUGGUGUGAGCGCCGUUUCACGCAGUCUGGGGACCUGUACCGCCACGUCCGCAAGUUUCACUGUGGCUUCAUCAAGUCCCUUCUGGUGUGAUGCCUCCCUGCGGAUCCUGAGGGUGCGGUGGAAGGGAAGGGAUGGGGCCCUCCCAGGUGGGACAACAGCAUGGGGUGUGAAGCCUGGCCAGGUGGAAGUCCCAGCUCAGGCUGGAUGGCUCAACCCGCCCGGCAGAGAGCAUGCUGCCACUUCCUGGAACUUGGCCUUAGACUCGGGUGACUUGGGCAGCCCUCUUCCCACCUUGCCUCUCCUUCCCCCUCACUCCCCAGCUCAUUCCAGCCCCCAGGCUUCCUCUCCCGUCCCCUCCAGCCAAGUUCUGAGGGGGUGUCCAACCAGCACCUGGCCCUGCCCUGGUUUCUCCGUGUGAGAUGGCACACCCACCUCCCAUCCAGAACUUUCCUGACCACCUCUCUGGCAGGCUUCUUGAGCCUGGCCCCUCACUAGGUGAAUUAUUCACAUGUCAGAAAAGUUGCUGUGUGUCCUGAUGGGGUGCUGGGAGGAAACAGGACACUCCUGGGGGGAAGCAGCAGGAACCCCUGCCAAGAAGGCCUGGGGCACACUGAUUGCCAGCAGGGGCCAUCUGGUCACAGCUGGUGUCUUGGGGGGUGGGGUGCAGCCCCAGCAGGGAUCCUAAGGCAGCAGGGGUAGCCAGCUAGAAGCUGAGUGGCUUUGGCGUCAUUAUCUCUCGGGUGGGACGUGAGUCCAUGAGAGCAUGCAAUCAUGACUACACUGUAACUUUGGUCAGAGAGUGGGAAUUUCGAACUGGAUUAUCUUUUUUGCUUUUUCUUUCCUUUUUUUUUUUUUUUUUUUUUUUUUUUUUUUUUUUUUUUU
This is a messenger RNA of Cebus imitator (Panamanian white-faced capuchin), 2267 nucleotides long. RefSeq names its product zinc finger and BTB domain containing 42 (gene ZBTB42). Gene Ontology annotation, biological process: regulation of transcription by RNA polymerase II. Bases 201 to 1475 code for a protein of 424 amino acids. Gene Ontology annotation, cellular component: nucleus. The transcript is spliced from 2 exons. Lineage: Eukaryota; Metazoa; Chordata; Mammalia; Primates; Cebidae. Gene Ontology annotation, molecular function: protein binding; DNA-binding transcription factor activity, RNA polymerase II-specific; RNA polymerase II cis-regulatory region sequence-specific DNA binding. The record is from RefSeq and is a predicted model, not a curated record.